Molecule: messenger RNA, 2393 nt
Organism: Leopardus geoffroyi (Geoffroy's cat)
Lineage: Eukaryota; Metazoa; Chordata; Mammalia; Carnivora; Felidae
Gene: SULT1C4
Product: sulfotransferase family 1C member 4
Exons: 7
Coding region: 260-1171 (303 amino acids)
Biological process (GO): sulfation
Cellular component (GO): cytoplasm
Molecular function (GO): sulfotransferase activity
Source: RefSeq, a predicted model, not a curated record
AGAGCCUGGAUGGGAGGAGGGCUGGAGCUCAUUAAGAAAAGGCCUGCGUACAAAGGCCUAAACAGUAGUGCCCUGUUUCCUGGAACUGGGGCUAGCAGGCCUGUAGCUGGUUUGCACAUUAAUUGCCAACCAUCCCCAGGCUGUCCAGGUAGAACUUGCAGUCUGAGUCUUGCAUUGCCUGUACAAUAACAAGAAUGCAGCUUUGUGCUGACUGAGCAGUAACAUUUUAUCUGGUACAUUACUCUGAUUUCUGAUACUAAUGGCCUUAAGUAAAAUGGAGGAUUUUAAAUUUGAUGGAAAAGAGCGCAUACCUGUCAACUACGUGAAGGGGAUAAUGCAACCCAUACCUACCUGUAACAUCUGGGACCAGAUCUGGAACUUCCAAGCCAAGUCUGAUGAUCUGCUUAUUGCCACCUAUCCUAAAGCAGGAACAACAUGGACUCAGGAGAUAGUGGACUUAAUACAAAAUGAAGGUGAUGUUGACAAAAGUCAACGAGCACCUACUUACAUACGAUUUCCUUUCAUCGAAUGGAUAGUCCCAUCCAUGAGAUCUGGUUUGGAACAAGCUAAGCAAAUGCCCUCACCACGGACCCUGAAAACACAUCUUCCCAUCCAAUUGCUGCCACCAUCCUUCCUAGAGAAAAACUGUAAGAUAAUCUAUGUAGCAAGAAAUCCAAAGGACAAUAUGGUGUCUUAUUACCAUUUCCAAAGAAUGAAUAAAGCUCUUCCUGCUCCAGGAACCUGGGAAGAGUAUUUUGAGAGUUUUCUGGCUGGGAAAGUGUGCUGGGGAUCAUGGCAUGACCAUGUGAAAGGAUGGUGGAAAGCCAAAGAUCAACACCGCAUUGUCUACCUCUUCUAUGAGGACCUGAAGAAGAAUCCAAAGCAGGAAAUUCAGAAGCUGGCAGAAUUUAUUGGAAAAAACCUAGAUCAUGAAGUUCUAGAUAAAAUUCUCCAUCACACUUCAUUUGAUGUUAUGAAGCAGAAUUCAAUGGCAAACUAUUCAUCAAUUCCUACUGAAAUCAUGAACCACUCUGUUUCUCCAUUCAUGAGAAAAGGGACAGUUGGAGACUGGAAAAAUCACUUUACUGUGGCUCAGAAUGAGAGAUUUGAUGAAGACUACAAGAAGAAAAUGGCUGAUUCCAGUCUAACUUUCCACUUCCAAUUCUCAUAAAAAAGAAAACAAAAAUUUUUUUAGUUUAUUACCUAAUUUAUUGGGUAAUAAUUAAAUUUUGUUGCUCAGAUCACAUAAUAUUGGAUUAGGUUCUCAGACUAGUUGUUUAUUGUGUUUGCUUUUGUUCACUCUAAAAAAGUGGGGAUAAAGCUAACAGAGAUUGGGGACAAGGUGGAGAGUGUGAGGAGAAUGGCAGUGUGGAAGGAAUGAGGUUCAAUCAUCACUAGUUAAAAUCCUGGCAUCAUUGCUAAUUAUCAUUAUGUUUAAGUUUUCUACAGAUCAUGUGUUUGUUAACAUUAAAAAUUCUUCAUUCCUUAUAUAAGAAAACACUAAAAUUUUCAGAGUAAGUGUUCUUUCAGACUAACUUCUCAACACAGCACUAAAGUAUGUAGAUAGUGACUAUUUCUCCCAGAAAGUAAUUGGUAGCCAAGUAACCAUCGUGUAACUCUGUUUCCCCAUGAAACUUUCCAAUUCACUUCAGUGUUCUUUCUAUAAUACAUCUAUUCCUAUCAAUUACCACAUCCUAUAUACUUAACUCUCUCUCUCUCACCUCAGCCAGUGCUAUGAUUCAGUCUUGGAGUCAUAUCUUGAUUUGCCUCCUUCCAGUGAAUCCAUAAUCAUAUGCUAAUCCACCAACAAUAUCUCAGUUUUUCUUGUAUGAAGUCUCAAUUCUAUAGCCACCCUUCUGGUUCAGAAACCUUUUACCCAUACUAGUGUAAGCUUCCUAACUAAUUUCUCUCUUCCUCGCAAAUCUAUUAGGGUUACUUUCCUAAAACAGGAUUGUGAUUGUAUUUUUCCUUAGCUCUAAAUAAUACUUCAAUGACGCUGAAUUUACAGUGGCUGAAAGAUAAAUCCCAUGCUUUUUAACCAUCAAUUCAUAGGCAGCUAUAAACAUAUGAUAUGGUUAAUCUCAUCUUCCAAACCACUUUUCUAGCUUAAUUUCAUCUUCUAAACCAUCUCCUUACUUCAGCAAAUUAGCUACUCACUGAGCCCUGAUAUCUUGCAGGUUCCUACCCUACUAGUUUUAUUUUCACCUUGCCUCUAUCUGAAAACAUAUUCUACCUAUCCAAAACAUAUAACAUGCUUCAAUAACCAAGGCAAGUGGUUCAUUCCUUCUGCAAAUACUGAAAACUGAAGAGAUCAUUUGUUCUUCUGAAGUUCUCUACACUUAGUAUAAUUCUUUUGUGAUUAAGAUUAAAGUAUAUUACAUCUCUUAUAUGUA